AACUACCUUAAUCUAUUAUUAAUCAUGUAGUUCAGUAGUAUAUAUAUACAUAGAGGUGCUUGGGAUAACCACCGGGCAAGUUACGUUGUAACUAUUCGAACUGUUUCUUUCUUCUACUAAUUUUUUUCCUGAUAAUGGUGAGGUUUUCAUUGCUGCGUGGGAAUGCAUCUGAGAGUAGCCUUCUUAGAAAGUUCCCUCUUGUGUUGAGCACUGCCAUAUGCAACCAACGUGUAGAUGAAUACUUUAUUAUCAGGUGUCUCAUUGUAAAAGUUGAUACAAGGUAUGGAUGGAAGUAUGAGUGUUGUCCUAAGUGUGGAUGUAAACUGAGACUUGUGAGGGGCAAGUUUAUAUGCAUGAAUUUCAUAUGUCAAGAGUACCCAGCAACAGUCGACUUCAAGUUGAAAGUUCAUUACACUGUGCUGGAUUGUACAGGCAGGACCACUGUAGUGUUUGGAAACAAGAUGGCUUAUGAGAUAUUGGGAAAACUGCAUCAAGGCUGUGGGUAUGAUUUUCCUGGAGAGCUUGACAUGUUGGUCGGCAAGACGUUGCUGCUGAAGAUAAAAUUGAAGCAGCGGAAUCUGGAGUAUCCUGAUAGCAGCAUGUAUGUGCAUGCGUAUUGUCAAGUAGCUGACAUGGUGAUUGAAAAUUUUAUUCCUAUGAAAGACCUUGGGUGUGGAAAUUUCCAAGAUCAAGUAACUCCAAAAAGUCAGUAUGAAAUGGAGAAGGAGAAUAUACAGUUGGAAGAGAUGCAUGCCAUACAGUGGGCACCACGUGUGAAAUACAGUAAUAAGAGGGAGAAAGGAGGGAACAAAAGACGACGACAAAGAAUGAAGUACCUUCAUGAACUUUAUGUAGUGCGUGUUAACAAUGCUUGCAUGACAAUGAAGCCAGAGAAACCGCUCAAUCAAGAAAGGAUGUGAUUUUGGCGUUAUGCAAUUUGUGUGGACUCCCUUCAAUCAUGUCCAAAAUAUUGUGUGCAUGAAUUUAUUCAGUCUGUCUUAUUAGGUAUAGUAUUUUGGCCUUUAGUGGCAAUAUUGUAUGGUUAUUGUUAGUUUUCGAUGUAGUAUUAGGUUGUGUAACUUAGUCGAAUGUGUUGAUGUAUCUUUUAUAUUUGGUGGGAAAUUGUAUGAUUGUAAUUCACUUC
Neltuma alba is the source of this 1144-nucleotide messenger RNA. RefSeq lists its product as uncharacterized. The coding region runs from base 135 to 920 and encodes 261 amino acids. NCBI's taxonomy places the organism in Eukaryota, Viridiplantae, Streptophyta, Magnoliopsida, Fabales, Fabaceae. The record is from RefSeq and is a predicted model, not a curated record. The transcript is spliced from 5 exons.